Messenger RNA from Halichondria panicea, 1826 nucleotides. Its product is annotated as ELL-associated factor 2-like. Gene Ontology annotation, cellular component: super elongation complex. The coding region runs from base 947 to 1351 and encodes 134 amino acids. Gene Ontology annotation, biological process: regulation of DNA-templated transcription; transcription elongation by RNA polymerase II. Gene Ontology annotation, molecular function: transcription elongation factor activity. The record is from RefSeq and is a predicted model, not a curated record. The transcript is spliced from 5 exons. NCBI's taxonomy places the organism in Eukaryota, Metazoa, Porifera, Demospongiae, Suberitida, Halichondriidae.
UUUACACUGGGGGAACUGACUUAAGUAUUGUAGGGUGUUGUUGAAAUGUCAUGCCCUGGGGUGAUUGGUUUCUCCCUGUGUGUAUACUUGUGUAAGGAAACCAAUCUAUAGCUGUCACCCCUUGCAAGGGCAGACCAACAGUGACUAUAAUAAAGAGGUGGUCUGGUUCAAACACAUGCUAUGGAGACUCUGAAGCUUGUUAACCUGGCUGUAUUGUAAAGGGUGCCUGAUUAUAGGCUGACCACAAUAGACAAGUUUCACUGCAUUUAAUUUAGUUACAGUAUAAGAACUGUAGAGGGCAAUUGCUGACAUUUUGGUCAUGCAAAUUGAUUAUUUAAGACAGUUCUUCACAUGCAAUAUUUCUUAUUCGUCCAGCCUCCCCUGAUUUUGAUUGAUCCCCUGAUUUGAUUGAAUUUGGGGAAGCCCUGGACUAUACAAUUAUCUCUAGCGCUUUAGUGCAAGGCUAACUCAUAUGUUGAAUAGAAAGUUUGUGUGAACAGAUGGUGCUAUGAAAGAUCCUGAAGAGACUGCAACAGCCUUUAAUGUGAAGAAGCUUUAGUUUGCUAAUCCACGAACCAAAAUCCAAGAGAUCGUGGCUAGAAGCCUAUAGAAGCUGUCAGUUUUUGUUGCAUUGCAACCGUUGAUCAGUUACAGCUGGAACACACACACAGACACACACAGUCAGCUUUACUGUAUCCCUCGUGCGGCUAGGCCUCGAGGCAUAAUAAGGGGAGGGUAAGCGUCAGUCGUCUGGCUGUUCAUAUGGUUGUAGAUCAGACCAUUCCACACCAUAGUACGUACCUUCCUCUCUGUGUGCAGCAUAUGCCUCAGUACAUUGCUAUUUCUGGCUACCACAUCAUGGAGGCUGGUGCUGACCCUGUGCUGCAGUUGGCCUUCACUGUGGCCGAUGGGUUAGAGUAUUGCAGGACAGGGACGGACGCAAGUGAUGAUGAAUGCGUACGCUGACCUUGUGUUCCAGUUUGGAAUGGCUGACGGGAACCAAGCCGCUUACAUUUAUUCCAGGACCAACACGGCUGUGCAGUACAUCAAAGCUGAAUGGUUUUACGAUGGCUUCAAGAUUUUUGAUGCUCUGCUCAACGGAUAUCUGAUACCGUAUCCUACGUACUUGUACAACAUCACUGGAUCCACCAACUACUACAACAUUCUCAGGACCUCGCUAGCCUCCCCUGAUUUUAACUACUACGUUCCCUUCAUCAACACCACUGUCAUCAGACGAGCCAUUCACGUCGGCAGUCUCAGCUAUGGCUCUCAGUCUGAAGACGUGGAAAUGGCCCUUGGAAACAAGAGUGCAAUCUCAGCUAUGACUAUCACGCUGAGGUGGACAGAUUAAAGGUGUGGACAGUGAACAAGUUUAUGCAGGUGGUCGUGAGAGGGGGUGGGCACAUUCUCCCGUUUGACGAGCCGGAGAGAGCACUCAACCUCAUCCAAAACUUUGUGAACAUGCAAUAGCCUAUUAUAAUUAUGUUGUCUGGAAAUGAUCAUGCUUCAAGUGUAAGGAUAAAAAUAAAAAUGAAAUCUAUAAUUAUAGUCGUGUCAUUAAUUUUAAUAUGCUGUUUGAAGAGAAGAUUUUAAUUACCAAAUCAACGAAACGAUCAAAAACAAUUGCUAUUAGAGACAUAAAUAAUUAUGGAGUGUAUAAUUAUUGUAUAGAGUUUAUACUCUCUGCCCAAUGGUACACAAAAAUAUACUGUACAUGUAUAAGAAAGAUAGCCACCGAUUGGGAAGACUUAUAAGAUUUAGUAUACAAACUAGACCAUAACAUAAAACAGGAGUCAUGUACGUAUUAAUUAUUAAAAGGGUCCUUC